AUGGAUUUCUUCUCAAGACAGGUUGUGUUCGUUACGGGCUCCACCGGGGGCCUGGGUGCCUGUCUCUUGUACAAGCUCACUGUGGUGCUACAAGUUCCGAAAAUCUACGUUCUCAUUCGAAAGACACCUGACGAGGCCUUCAAAACGUGGCAAAAAACGAUCCCAAACCAAGUUGAUGAGAUCUUGCGGAAUGGACAAGUUCACCUUGUUCAAGGUGAUUUGACAAUGCCGCAGUUUGGCAUCGACGAAACUCUCCUCGGCGAGAUGGAGCAGGAGGUCACGGUUGUGAUCAACUCCGCGGCAAGUAUCAGCCUACGAAUGAAUCUCCGAGAUAUAGUUAUGGUCAAUUGCCUCCCAGCGUUGGAACUGGCUGGCAUGGCCCUCAAAUUCGCCAAACUUCAGUGCUUUCUCCAGGUGUCUACCGCCUAUGCUCUGACCGAUAAGUCGGGAGGGACGGUAGAAGAAAGAAUCUACCCAAUGUCAAGCAGCGCGCACCAGGUUCUUGAAGAUGUUAUUUCGGGGCGGUCCGAUGACUCGAGCGAGUUUCUCUGGCCAUAUGGAAAGUCGAAACGCCUCAUGGAAGUCCUUCUGACGGAGCGAUUCUCUCGCCGUUUGCCGCUUCUCAUUGUUCGGCCCAGCCAAAUUGGGCCGGCCAUCAAAGAACCAUACGCACUCUACAUGCCGAUGUCAGCCUGCCCUAUGAGUAGCUGGAGUUCACGGUUGAUGUAUCCGGUAGGCGGCACCGUUCUGUUCGGAGUCGAAGAUGCCUCCUUAUUUGGACAGAAUGUUGUCGACGAGAUUCCAGUGGACCUUGUAUCCAACGUCAUCCUCCAGCACAUCCAGCGCGGCACGAUCGGGGUAGUCAACGCUUCGGCGCAACUCUUUGUGCCCAGAACAUUCAAUCAAUUCCUUCAAGACAUUCACUGUGCGGUACCCGACCGCUGGAGGCGCAGGCUUCCGGUUGUUGCCUGUACGACCAAUCCCUCCGCCGAGCAGAGUGAAUUAGCCGACUUAUACCGUAUUCACACCCGCGACUAUCUCAUUCUCACAGAGAGAUCACGCGGUCUCGAUCUCGACGGCCCCAUCGGACUGGAUCUUCGUGGCUUUGACAUCGAAGACUACGCGGCAAGGAGAAUGCAACAUAUAUACGCUGAAACGGUCAAGGUCCUAGAACGGAAAGGCAAGGAGAAGCAGAACAAGGAACCGACACCAUCUAAGUUCUAG
Venustampulla echinocandica is the source of this 1224-nucleotide messenger RNA. RefSeq names its product Fatty acyl-CoA reductase. The coding region runs from base 1 to 1224 and encodes 407 amino acids. Gene Ontology annotation, biological process: long-chain fatty-acyl-CoA metabolic process. Gene Ontology annotation, molecular function: alcohol-forming very long-chain fatty acyl-CoA reductase (NADP+) activity. The transcript has a single exon. Gene Ontology annotation, cellular component: peroxisome. The record is from RefSeq and is a predicted model, not a curated record. Lineage: Eukaryota; Fungi; Ascomycota; Leotiomycetes; Helotiales; Pleuroascaceae.